Messenger RNA from Astrephomene gubernaculifera, 1144 nucleotides. The record is from the annotation of a GenBank genome assembly. NCBI's taxonomy places the organism in Eukaryota, Viridiplantae, Chlorophyta, Chlorophyceae, Chlamydomonadales, Astrephomenaceae.
GGCACGUUUUGGUGUGAUCAAAGCGACCGUCGGUGUUUGUCUUCGUGCUUUAAGGGCUCCGGCGGCCCUGAUCCACCCCACCAUCAGUGUAUGUCAUCAAUCGCCUUGGGUUAGCUCCUGAAUUGAAUUCUCUAAGACGAUCUUAGGGCUUCUUGUUAUCAAUUGACGCAAGUCUUCAGCUACCAACAUGGCGUCUGGUGGAGCGCAGCCAAACCAGCCCCUGCCCUCGAAAGAGGCGGGGCUGUUCAAGCAAGUCAUACGCUUUCAUGAGAUGAAACAGUAUAAGAAAGCCGUUAAGACAGCCGAUCAAAUUCUCAAGAAAUUCCCGGAGCAUGGCGAGACACUUGCCAUGAAAGGCCUAUGCCUCCGCAACUUGGCGCCCGACAGCGACAAGGAGAAGAAGGAAGAGGCAUACGAGCUUGUCCGGAAGGGUGUUAAAUGCGACCUGAAGAGCCAUGUGUGCUGGCACGUUUACGGCCUCAUGUACCGCCAGGACCGCGAGUACAAGGAGGCCAUCAAGUGCUACCUGAACGCGCUGCGCAUAGACAAGGAGAACACCCAGAUCCUGAGGGACCUGGCGCUGCUGCAGAUCCAAAUGCGAGACCUGCAGGGCUUUGUGGACACGCGGCACCAGCUGCUGACGCUGAAGCCCAGCAACCGCAGCCACUGGAUCACAUUCGCGGUGGCGCACCACAUCAACGGCAACCACGAACUGGCGGUGCAGGUCCUGGAGCAGUUUGAGCGCACCAUCGAGGAGGUGCCGGCCGGCGAGGCGUACGAGCACAGCGAGAUGCUGAUGUACGCCGCCACGGUGCUGGCGGAGGGGGGCAAACCGCAGCAGGCGCUGGACUACCUGGAGGCGCGCAAGGACAAGAUCAAGGACCGGUUGGGUCUGUCUGAGAUGCAGGCGGGGUUGCUGCUGCGGGUGGGUCGCGGGCAGGAGGCGGCCGCCACCUACCGGCGCCUGCUGGCGGUCAACCCCAACAACUACAAGAUCCAUGACGGCCUGCGCGCGGCGCUGGGGCUGGUGGCGGCAGAGGGCUCCGAGCUGACCCCCGAGCAGCGCUCCGCCCUCACGCAGCUGUACGACGAGCUGCAGGCGGAGUUCUCGGGCAGCAGCGCAUGCCGCCGCAUCCCACUGGAC